AUGACUGGCAACAUGGUAGACCCCGGUCUGCUUGACAAGAUUGACAAGCUCUUCGCGUGUGGAGUCGGAGACCACAUCCCUCUGCCACAGCUGGUUGUUGUCGGUGAUCAGUCGAAUGGCAAGUCGUCGGUUCUUGAGGGUAUCACCAAGCUGCCCUUUCCUAGAGACUCUGGCUUGUGCACCAGAUUCGCUACGCAGAUUACCUUCCGUCGCGCACAAACUGUUAGCACUACCGUGACCAUCAUCCCUCACAAGGGUGCUUCUCAAGCCUAUGCCGAUGACCUGCGCGCCUUCAAGAGCGUCACAAAUGCUGUCCUCGAACCGAUCUCGUUCUCUAAGACCAUGAAAGACGUUCACAAGCUCAUGGGUCUGUCCGAUUUUACCGAGGACGGUGAAGCCAGGUCCACUUUCUCCGAGGACGUGCUUAAGGUUGAAGUGACUGGCCCGGAGCAGGAGCACUUUUCUGUGGUCGAUGUUCCUGGCAUCUUCAGAACCGCAACCAAGGGCGUGACAACUCUGGCCGAUGCUUCGAUGGUCAAAUCGAUGGUCCGGCGUUACAUGGACAACCCUCGCUCCAUGAUGCUGGUCGUGAUACCUGCCAACGUCGACAUUGCCACUCAGGAGAUUCUCACUCUUGCGGAAGAGGCUGAUCCUGAUGGUCACCGUACACUGGGUGUCCUGACCAAGCCUGAUCUGGUCGAUCCUGGCGCCGAAGCCGGUGUGCUCCAGCUCGUCAGGGGAGAGAAGCAUCCUCUCAACCUUGGCUGGUGCAUUGUGCGCAAUCUCGGACAGCAGCAGAUCCAAGACACUGCCGCUGACAGAUCGGCUGUCGAGAAGGCUUUCUUUCGUGACAGAAGUCCUUGGAACGAGCUCGACCAAGAUCGUGUUGGCGUUGAUGCCCUGCGUAGCCAUCUCCAGGAAGUUCUGGCCAGCAACAUUCGUCGCGAGUUCUCAAACGUCAAGCGCGAGGUAUUGACCAAGCUGAACACAGCCAGGCGUGGUCUGGAUGAUCUUGGUAGCAAACGCCAGACUCCUGAUGAACAACGCCGCUUCGUAAUGGACAUUGCCUCGCAGUUCCGUGAGGUCGUCAUCUCGGCCCUCAAUGGCAACUAUUCUGACAACAAGUUGUUCGACCUGGAAGACGAUUUGAUGAUGGUCACUGCCAUGGUCAACCGCAACGAUAAAUUCGCCAAUGACAUCGAGAAGCAUGGCCAUACAGACCUGGUGAAGCAGGGCAUCAACAGCAACGGCGGCCAGGGUGUCGCGCUGCGACACACCAAGGACAUUGCUGAUCUUGAAGAUUUGAUCAAAGGAGACAACCUAGUAGACGACAAGAUUCGCAGUAACAUCAUUGACUGGUUGUCAGAGCUCUACAAGAGCAGCCGUGGAUUCGAAUUGGGAACUCUUGACAAGAAUUUGCUUGCUCGAACCAUGAAGGUUCAAUCUGAAAAGUGGGAGCCCCUCGCUCAAGGAUACAUCCUGGAUGUUGUCCAUCUGGCACAUCGCUUCGUGACAUGUCUGCUAGGACAUGUCUGCCCAAGUGAGCGUGUUAGAGAAGGGAUUAUGUCUGUCUUGAUGGAGCCUCUUCUGGACACCUACCGCCGUGGACUUGAUCAAGUUCAGUUCAUGCUGCGCGUGGAACGCAGCAAUCCUCAGACAAUCAAUCAUUACUUCAAUGACAAUUUAGACAAGUCUCGUCAAAAGCGUCUCCGCGCAUCCCUCGAGAAGCAUGCCACCGUUCAAGCGUCGCCCUCUGACGGGGUCUCUCAAGCCACGAUCGCCCUCGACGAUAUCUUAAAGAACCACCCAAUGUCGAACGCCGAGCACAUUGUAUUCGAGAUUCAUGACAUCCUCAGGGCUUACUACAAGGUCGCCAAGAAGAGAUUCGUCGACAAUGUUUGCAUGCAGGCGGACUUUGUGUUAGUUACGGGACCCGACAAUCCUCUGAAGAUCCUCUCUCCUCAGUUCGUCAGCUCCUUGUCUGAUGAACAGCUCGAGGAAGUUGCUGGUGAGGAUAUCGGCCUCAGAAGAAAGCGCACUGCUCUGGCCAAGGAGGUCGAGGAUCUUGAGAUCGGCAAGAAGAUUCUCGCAGGUGUCUCUUGA
Aureobasidium namibiae CBS 147.97 is the source of this 2103-nucleotide messenger RNA. RefSeq names its product dynamin GTPase. The record is from RefSeq and is a predicted model, not a curated record. Bases 1 to 2103 code for a protein of 700 amino acids. NCBI's taxonomy places the organism in Eukaryota, Fungi, Ascomycota, Dothideomycetes, Dothideales, Saccotheciaceae. Gene Ontology annotation, cellular component: microtubule; membrane; cytoplasm. Gene Ontology annotation, molecular function: GTPase activity; microtubule binding; GTP binding. The transcript is spliced from 5 exons.